Abrus precatorius (Indian licorice) is the source of this 369-nucleotide messenger RNA. RefSeq lists its product as uncharacterized. The record is from RefSeq and is a predicted model, not a curated record. NCBI's taxonomy places the organism in Eukaryota, Viridiplantae, Streptophyta, Magnoliopsida, Fabales, Fabaceae. The coding region runs from base 1 to 369 and encodes 122 amino acids. The transcript has a single exon.
AUGAAGAACAAAAGGGCAAGCAAAAGGGACAAAAAGGAGAUCAAAGUUACAUAUAUUUCAAGCCCAGUUAAGGUGAAGACUAAUGCUUCAAAUUUUAGAGCUCUUGUGCAAGAGCUCACCGGCCAAUACUCCAAUGUUGCUGAAAUGUCCAUGUCUGUGGAAGAAGAAAAUGCUCAUUCUGAUCAAAGUGUUCACAAGAAUAGUGAGAUUCAACAAUGGAGGGUGGAUGUUGCACAGGGCUAUUUGCCUGAACCCACUAAUUUGUUGAAACCUCAUGAGUACAGUGAGUUAUUCUCUAGAUCAUUGAUGGAGCCAUACUUGAACCAACACCAGAUUCAAUAUGAUUUGUUGAGCUUUGACACCUCAUAG